UCUUCCAUGGCUGGUGGUUCGUUCGACGAGACGCCGCCAAAUCCCGGCGCGAACCAAAAAGCGCGGGAAAAUUUCGCGCACCCGCGCCUUCUCCCUCUCCGGCUAUAAAGAUCCCCGCGGCCGCGGCUGCCUUCCCCCCUCCUUUUCCCCCACCGAUUCCACCAGAUGGGCCGCAAGAGGAGGGCUAGGGUUUCCCGCGACGGCGAUGACGAGGAGGAGGAGGAGCCUGCGCCGGCGGCCGCCGAGGGAAGGAGCCUCUACGAGAUUUUAGGUGUUGAGAGGACCGCUUCACAACAGGAAAUAAAGAAGGCUUAUCACAAGUUGGCCUUACGUCUUCAUCCAGAUAAGAAUCCUGGAGAUGAGGAAGCCAAGGAGAAAUUUCAGCAACUGCAGAAGGUGAUAUCUAUCCUUGGGGAUGAGGAGAAAAGGGCAUUAUAUGAUGAGACUGGAAUUACUGAUGAUGAUGCACUGGUUGGAGAUGCUGCAGACAAUCUUCAAGAGUACUUCAGAGCUGUCUACAAAAAGGUUACUGAGGCCGAUAUUGAAGAAUUUGAAGCUACUUACAGAGGGUCAGAUUCUGAAAAAAAGGACUUGAAGGAUCUAUAUACAAAAUUUAAGGGCAAAAUGAACAGGCUUUUCUGUUCAAUGAUUUGCUCAGAUCCAAAGCUUGAUUCCCAUCGCUUUAAGGAUAUAAUCGACAAGGCAAUUGCUGAAGGUGAGCUGAAAUCAACCAAAGCAUAUGAGAAAUGGGGCAAGAAGAUCUCUGAGAUAGAGCCUCCCACAAACCCAUUAGAGAGAAGAGUGAAGAAAAAGAAGAAAAGCGAGGAGAACGAUCUGAUCCUAGCGAUCUCGCAGCGCAGGGCGCAGAGGAAGGACCGGUUCGACUCGGUGCUCUCGUCCAUAAUGUCCAAAUGCGACGCCAGGGGGAGCAGCAGCUCGGAGCCCACGGAAGAGGAGUUUGAGCGAGCUCGUCAGAGGCUCGAGAGCAGGCGUGCCAAGAACCCAAAACGCACCGAACCUCCCUCUCUCUCUCUCUCUCCCUCUCCCUCUCCCCUCCCCCUCCAACUGCUCGCGCAAAGCUUCCACCCCCAAGCCCUAGCGCCAAUGGAGUCGCAGGUGGUGGUGGCGCUGGCCCUCUCGCUCGUCGGCGGCCUCAGCACCUCCGUCGGUGCGCUGUUUGUGAUUUUGAAUCCGACACCUAAUCUUAAGAUGCUUGGGCUUCUACAGGGCUUUGCUGCUGGACUUAUGUUGAGCAUUUCCUUUCUAGAUUUAGCACACAAUGCACUGAAUUCUAUUGGCUUCUUGAAGGGCAACCUUUGGUUUUUUGCUGGAGUUCUUUUCUUUGGUUUGGUUGUCAAGUUUAUUCCAGAGCCAACCAUUGUGCCAACAACUGAUGCAGGCAAGAAGCAGACUGACGAUGAUGGGUCAGGUAAAGAUAUGAUGAAAAAACAUCGUCGGCAAGUAUUAUUCAGUGGGAUCAUUACUGCUGUUGGAAUCAGCUUGCACAAUUUCCCAGAGGGGAUGGCAGUAUUUUUGGGAUCCGUGAAGGGCCUUCGUGUGGGACUGAACUUGGCUAUUGCUAUUGCUUUACACAACAUACCAGAGGGGGUUGCUGUAGCUCUGCCACUCUAUUUUGCUACCAAAAGCAAAUGGCAAGCAUUUAAAGUUGCAACUCUCUCUGGUUUCGCUGAGCCACUAGGAGUUAUUGUUGUUGCUUACUUGUUUCCAAGAAGCUUAAAUCCUGAAGUUCUUGAAGGCCUACUUGGUUCAGUUGGUGGUGUUAUGGCCUUCCUUACUUUGCAUGAAAUGUUACCUCUGGCAUUUGACUAUGCUGGUCAAAAGCAAGCUGUCAAAGCAGUCUUUGUUGGCAUGGCCUUCAUGUCUGCAAGCUUGUAUUUCUUGGAGAUCAGCCUACCAAAGGAGGUGAGCUUGUAGCACAAACUAGUCUGCAACCAUAGAAGCUUGUCGCAGAUCCUCUGAAUUGAAGCUGAGAACUUAGAAGGGUUGUCCUUUUUCUGAGCACUACCAAGGCAGGGACGUGGGAAUGAUGGAGGAUUUGCCAUUUAUCAAACAGAAACGAGGAUUUAUGGCUAGAUUCACGCGUUGGCCAUAUGUAUGCUAUUACAACUGGUCAUUUUAUUUGACCAUUUUAUAGUGAACAAGAACAAUUUGGUCGUGGGUGGCAAACACCACCCAGAAUCAGAAUGUAACCUCCGGAUUUGUUGGGGAGGAAUAGGAGACAGCUUGAACUAACAGUCA
Oryza brachyantha (malo sina) is the source of this 2259-nucleotide messenger RNA. RefSeq names its product zinc transporter ZIP12. Gene Ontology annotation, cellular component: membrane. Gene Ontology annotation, biological process: metal ion transport; transmembrane transport. Lineage: Eukaryota; Viridiplantae; Streptophyta; Magnoliopsida; Poales; Poaceae. Gene Ontology annotation, molecular function: metal ion transmembrane transporter activity. The transcript has 20 exons. Bases 166 to 1935 code for a protein of 589 amino acids. The record is from RefSeq and is a predicted model, not a curated record.